Messenger RNA from Synchytrium microbalum, 1701 nucleotides. RefSeq lists its product as uncharacterized. NCBI's taxonomy places the organism in Eukaryota, Fungi, Chytridiomycota, Chytridiomycetes, Synchytriales, Synchytriaceae. Bases 1 to 1701 code for a protein of 566 amino acids. The record is from RefSeq and is a predicted model, not a curated record. The transcript has a single exon.
AUGGCUGGCAUGCUUCAUGUGCUGAUGCUGGUGGUCCUGCUCCUGUCCGCACAAUUAGCUUUGGGACUCACCGUCAAUGUCGACUUGGCUCUAAAUGCUGACGGCUCACUCGCAAGCCUCAUCGACCAGUACAGCAACCCCGUAGAUGCUGAAUUCAUGUGCUUGUCUAUAGAAUGGAACCAUCUGCCGGAAGGCUUCUUGCUCUAUGCCCAGGGCAAACCAACCGGAAACCUCAACACUUAUAGCUUAAACCUCAUCAAAAACCUCGCCGCAGGUGUCAAAUAUCAGGGCUCUCCUACUCUCAGAGUCGGCGGAAACAGUGCCACCCUCAUGUGGUGGUCAAGAUCUACCCUGUUACGACCAACUACAGCAAACCUCACUGUAGCUCCAAUAUCUCUAGGACUUAUAGACCGCAUAGCUUCCGCAACUCAAUCUAGAGUAGUCCCUGAUAUAUCCAUGCUUUUACAAGAUCCUGUAGCCGCCUCCGAAUUCGUAAGGGAUGGAAUCCUAUCAAACGUAAACUAUAAAAAUUUGCUAGCCAUAGAACUGGGCAAUGAACCCGAAUUGUGGAUUAAAAAAGCAUUCCGUACUGGUAACUGGAGCUAUACAACAGACUAUCUCACGGAAUUCCUGUCAUACACCACAAGGAUUACCAACGACGUACAAACAAUCCCAAAAACCUACUUUUGGGGUCCUGCAAUGUCUACCAAUGGUAAUCUCACCUCGUUUAUAUCUUCAAAUCAAGCUGCUGUAAGUGGCCUUACCUUCCAUCGAUAUGCCUUGUCGGGAUGCACGGACGAUGUCAGACUUGUAAAUGUCCCCUUAUUGUUACUGGAUCCACAGCCGAAUAGUUAUGCAUUCUUAAAGGCUGCUAUAAAUCUUACAAACGCAGAAGGUGCUCUAACAGGCCAAGAUCCGAAAAGACUCAUUGCCGGUGAAAUAAACUCGGUUUCUUGUGGUGGUGCUGACGGCGUGUCGAACGUAUUUGGAGCCGCUAUAUGGGGGUUGGAUAACUUUCUGACUCUGGCAAAUCUCAAUGUUUACAAGGUCUGUGUACACGGUGUACAGGGAGACUUUAAAACAAACUCAACCGCCGACCACUCGUAUGCACCAUGGGUAACUGAUCUGCACGCAAAUGUAGUACACGUCAGACCUGUAUAUUACUCCAUGCUCCUGUUUAAUCGUAUAAUGGGCUCCGCAAACUCGACCGUAAGACCGCUAGCAUUCACCAUAGCUGAUUCCUCGGGCAUCACCAACGCCACGGCUACUCCCAAUGUAAAGAUAUGGCUCGUACAUACCGUCUCUGGUUACAAUGUAGUGAUUCUCCACAAGGAUUUGAGUCUCCCCGCCGUCAACCUAGUAAUAAACGCCGCAUCCAUUCCAUUUGACACGGGAUUCGCCGUUGUGGAACGAAUGACUGCACCUAGCGUAUACAGUAGAACAGGUAUAACUAUUUCCGGUAUGUCGUUAGAUGAAUCUUCCGAUGGAAGACCUGUAGGAACUUGGCAACCUGAGACAAUCGCAUCAGCCGAUGGAGGUAUAUAUCGAAUAACCGUAAACACUGGAUCCGUCGCUGUAUUGUAUUUAGGUGGUAGUGGGCCGUCCUCCCCAAUUGGAAUGGCAUCUUCAGCUAAUGAGAGGCAUAGUCGAAUAAUGCCGUUGGUGGUGCUGAUGGUCGUUGGUUUGAUAACGUUUAUAUAA